AUGAACAUUGGUGUAAUUUCUAGCAUGAAUAUAAAUAAUAAUAUAAAUAUUAGAAUAAAUCCUAGUGUAGACACUGCUAUGAACUUUGGUAUGAACAUUGCUAUGAACUUUGGUAUAGACACUGCUAUGAACUUGGGUAUAAAUACUACUAUAAACUUUGGUGUAAAUGCUGCUAUGAACUUUAGUAAAGAUGCUAUUAUGAACUUUAUUGAGGAAGCUGCUAUGAACUUUGGUGCAGAUGCUUUUAUGAACUUCGAUAAGAAAGCUGCUAUAAACUUUGGUUCAGACAGUUUCAUAAAUUUUGGUUCAGAUAGUUUUAUGAACUUUGGUGUGGAUACUAUAAAUGUUGAUGCAGAUACUUCUUUGGACGUUAUU
Racocetra persica is the source of this 375-nucleotide messenger RNA. The record is from the annotation of a GenBank genome assembly. Lineage: Eukaryota; Fungi; Glomeromycota; Glomeromycetes; Diversisporales; Gigasporaceae.